AUGGAAUCAUAUAGUCGUGAUUGGAUGCUAUGCAAGAAAAAUGACCCCAAGUAUAGAACUGGUGUGAAGAAGUUCUUAGAGUUUGCUUUUACACAAGGAAAAGGAAACCAAGUUGUACCAUGUCCUUGUGUGAAAUGCAACAAUGAGAGGAGGAAAACCAGGCCGGAAAUAGAAUUAGAUCUGCUAAAGUUUGGGAUUGUUAAGAGUUACACACGUUGGGUACGACAUGGUGAAAGCUUUGAAUGCCAAGUUGAUGCAAAUGCUUUAGAUGACUCGCAUCAAAAUAUAGAGCAUAAUUACAUGAGUGACAUGUUGUAUGAAGCAUUUGGAAUGGCGACACAAGAAGUAGAUGCUGAGGUUGGAGAAGCUGUGGAUGCAAAGGCUAAUGUUGGUAUUCGAGGAGAUCCAAUUGAAGAAGCCAAAACAUUUUAUAAAUUAAUGGAAGAACUUGAGUUGCCGUUAUAUCCAGGCUGUAAAAACUUUUCAAAGUUGUCCUUUCUGCUUAAGUUAUUUCACAUAAAGUGCUUAGGGGGGAUAACAGAUAAAAGUCUUUCUAUGAUUCUUGAUCUGGAGAAUGAGUACGAAAAGCUGAGACUUCAAAGGAUUGAAGCUAAUAACACAAAGCUGGAGAAUCUAGGUGUGAAGCACAUCAUGGCUAGCAUGAAGCAGAAGAAGGAGGUGAGUAUGAUCAAGAGUAAAGCUACCUUAGAUGAAGAUAGUGACUACUCACCGGAGGAUGAUCUUUCGGAUGAUGGAAAUGACGAGGAAGCCACUAUUGCAAACAAGAAAAGGAAGGCACAUAACCAAGACUGUGCAAAUAAGGGGACGAAAAGGAACUUCAUUUUACCGGGUGCAAUCGGCUCUCUGUUGACGCAGAGCAAAAACGUGCAAGGGAAAGGAAACAAAGGGGGAAAUGUGCAGCUAACAGCAGCCCUCAAAGUCAUACAGAAAGCGAUCAAUAGUCAACAGGAGGCGGAAGUUCAAGACAAGAUGGACUUUGAUGAAGAAAUGAAAGAGUCCGAUGAAAUUGGGAAGGCUGAUGUGGGAGAUAGUGAAUUUCAUGAGCGAGAAAGUGAUGGAAUCAAUGCAAGGGAAUCCCAAAAAGCAAUUGACCAAGAAGGAAAUGCAAAAACGAAGAAGUCAUAUAAAACCAAAACACCAAGAGGUCCUACAAGAAAUUUACAACUGGCUAAAAUGAGACCCGGUGAGAAGAUAAAGGUAGAUUUUGAUGUUAGUGGUCAACCAAUAGGUGUCAACAGAGCUAAGCUGUCAAGUUACUGUGGUUCCCUCGUCAGAGAUCCUCUGAAUGCGCCACUUUAUCGUAUUGAAGAAUUUUCACAAGUUCCACAAGAGAAUAAAGAGAAGAUGUGGAAGCUCAUUUUGGACAAAUUUGAUAUUGGGCUGGAUGAUGUUAAAGAUCAAGAUGAACGUGAAAAGAAAAUAAAAGAUAAGAGGAAGUAUAUCAUGACAUCUUUGAACAAGAAGUAUCGGAAUUUUCGUGCACGUUUGAAAAGAGAAUAUUAUGACACUGAAGAAAAUGAUGACGACAGACUGAAAGAAGAUAAUAGGCCCCCAAGUGUUGACGAAAAAGACUGGGAGUGGCUUGUAUCAUACUUUGGCACUCCAGACUUUCAGAAAAAGAGUCGCAGAAACAUUGAGAAUAGGUCAUACCUUGAUGCCGGACAUACGGCAGGAACAAAAAGUUUUGCACAAAAAGCACAAGAUAUGUUUGAACGUGACAAGGUAAUGCCAGGAUUAUUGGAAUUGUACGAGGAGACUCAUACUAGAAGCGACAAAACACCUGUAACUCAAUCGGCACAGGACACCAUGAAUGAAAUUAAGCAGCUAGUUGAGCAACGAAACAAUUGGAAACAAAAAUGA
Messenger RNA from Beta vulgaris subsp. vulgaris (sugar beet), 1881 nucleotides. RefSeq lists its product as uncharacterized. Bases 1 to 1881 code for a protein of 626 amino acids. The record is from RefSeq and is a predicted model, not a curated record. The transcript is spliced from 9 exons. NCBI's taxonomy places the organism in Eukaryota, Viridiplantae, Streptophyta, Magnoliopsida, Caryophyllales, Amaranthaceae.